Papilio machaon (common yellow swallowtail) is the source of this 499-nucleotide messenger RNA. RefSeq lists its product as uncharacterized. The transcript has 2 exons. Lineage: Eukaryota; Metazoa; Arthropoda; Insecta; Lepidoptera; Papilionidae. The record is from RefSeq and is a predicted model, not a curated record. Bases 120 to 353 code for a protein of 77 amino acids.
ACUUCAAUGGUCAGAACGAAUUCAGACCUUCCUGUUUAUCACUUGCAUUGUUAGUAAGAGGACGACGUUAGUACCAACAAGUCAAGAAUACUGUGGUAUUUUGUUCGCGAAACUUCGAUAUGGAUAUUCGAACAACUAUUAUCAUUGGGUUUAUACUCAUAGUAAUGGUCUCCGCAUUUCCGUCUGAUGAGAUCAGAUCGAAGCGCGACGUCAUGGACUCUAUUAAAAACGCCUGGACGGAGAUGGGGCAGAAUCUUAACGACGCUGGUGACGCUGUCGUACACGCCGUCAAACCCACCGAAAAAAGUACCAUAGACAAAAUGGUGGAUGACGUCAAAAGUCUUGGACAAUGACAAUUUUUAUUAUCUCCUUUCAAAAUUCACGAGCAAAUUUGCUGCACUCAAAUACAGCGAAAAUUAUAUUGACAGGCUCGUUUUAUACUAUUAAUUAUAUCACUAUGUAUUACUAUUUAAACUAUUAUCUCCUUUAUAAUCGUUAC